Molecule: messenger RNA, 1689 nt
Organism: Eimeria mitis
Lineage: Eukaryota; Apicomplexa; Conoidasida; Eucoccidiorida; Eimeriidae
Exons: 3
Coding region: 1-1689 (562 amino acids)
Source: RefSeq, a predicted model, not a curated record
AUGCACUUGGGGGGAGAUGAACUGCAGCAGCAGCAACAGCAGCAAUGGCAGCAGCAACAGCAGCAGCAGAACAACGCAGCAGCACCACAACCACCACCACCAGCAGCACCACCAGCAGCAGCAGGAGCAGCAGCAGCAGCAGCAGCAGCAGCAGCAGCAGGAGGAGGAGGAGGAGGUUUAGAGACAGUGAAUGUAGCAUAUGAGAGCGAAGCAGCACUGAUUCAUUUUGUGGUUUAUUUUGUUUGUUUUGUUUGUUGUUUGUCUCUUUAUUUAAAUUAUAUUGUCCUGGAGGCUUAUAUUUUUUCUUUAUUUUGGGCCGUUAUCUUCUCUAUACCUUUACGUGCUGUUGUUGCUGCUAUUCUACCCACACCACAACACAGAACUGCUGCUGCUGCUGCUGCUGCUGCUGCUGCUGCUGCUGCUGCGGGAGCGGGGGGAGCUGCUGCACCGGUAGAGGCACCAGAAGACAGUUCUGCUGCUGCUGCUGCUGCUCGCAAACAGCAACAUGAAGACAAAACUACUCCUGCUGCUGCUGCUGCUGCUGCUGCUGCUGCUGCUGCUGGUAUCCCCCAACUACUAAAUCAACCGCAAGGGCAGCAGCAGCAGCAGCAGCAGCAGCAGCAGCAGCAAUCUCCCCGGCCGGAGUGCAGCAGUGAAGGGGCCGCUGCAGCAGAAGACCCUCAGCAUGAGACAGAGGAGACAGCAGCAGCAGCAGCAGCAGCAACAGCAGCAGCAGCAGCAACUGCAGCAACUGCAGCAGCAGCAGCAAAAAAGAGAGCAAUUAGACUCAAAUGGUCACGAGAUGCUGCAGCAAAGCAGCAGCAGCAGCAACUGCAGCAGCAGCAGCAACUGCAGCAGCAGCAGCAGCAGCAGCAGCAGAACUUGCUGCUGCUAAAUCAGCAAGACACGACAACACAUACAAAUGAAAGCAGCAGCAGCAACAGCAGCAGCAAUGGCAGCAGCAGCAGCAGCAGCGCGAAGGAGGAGACCGCAGAUGGGCCAUCAGCAGCAACACCAUCAGCAGCAGCAGCAGCAGCAGCUGCUGCUGCUGCUGCUGCUGCGCUGCAGCGGUGGCAGUCAGCAGGCGAAGCAGCGGUGUCUAUACACCGCAGCAAGAAGAGGAGACAGCAGCAAGAGGAGACAGUUCUUUCUCCUUCUCUCCCCCCGCCUCCCAGCAGCAGCAGCAGCAGCAGCAGCAGCAGCAGCAGCAGCAGCAGCAGCAGCGGGAGCAGGAGCAAGAGGAGGAGAAGGAGAGGCUUGUGGUUGCUGCGGUGGCUGCAGCAGCAAGCAGAGGGUGUAUUUAGGUUUUUAUUGAACUCUCUACCUAUGAGGGUAUGUGUCUCCGUUGUCUCCUUUUUGCUGCUGCCGCUGCAGCAGCUGCUGCUGCUGCCUGCAUGCAGCAGGGCCCCGAAAAACUACUCACCGGCAACUUGGCCUGGUAAGGAGACAUACACUAAAAAGAAACAAAAAAAAACAAAAAAAAAAGAGAGAAAGAAGAGAGAAGAGAGAGAAAAGGGAGAGAAGAGAGAGAGAAUAGAGAGAGAAAGAGAGAGAAUAGAGAGAGAGAAAAGAGAGAGAAUAGAGGGAGAAAAGGAGACAGAAAGAGAGACAGAAAGAGAGACAGAAAGAGAGACAGAGAGAGGAGACAGAGAGAGAGACAGAAAGAGAGACAGAAAGAGAGACAGAUAG